CUGGACUUUACCGAUAAACAAAGUAAACUUGGGAAAGCACCGGAACUGAGAAAGAUCAAGAAUUCUCCGAACUGCUUUUAUUGCGAUGGUAAGUCCCACUGGCCCGCGGAAUGCACAAAAAUCACCGAUCCGAAACAACAUUUGGAGUACCUGAGAUACGCAAAAAGAUGCAUUAGUUGCGGUUCACUGCGUCACUCGUAUGCAGAGUGUAAGUCUCAGGGAUGUUGGACAUGUGGAAAGAAGCAUCACACCUCUGUGUGCUUCAGAACCAGUGGAAGCAGAACGGAGCCACAGAAAACAAAAGGAGUCGCAAAAAUGAAAAUCCCAACGCGACAGAAUAUUGCUCUUUGUGAGGAAAAUGGAACGCCUGAGGAGAAUAUUCGCAACUCGUUCGAAGAGGAAGAAGCUGAAAGCAACACCGCGUUAACGGCCAAGCAGACCAAAAAUUGCGCGAAUACUGCCAACGAUGUGUUUCUUCUCUCAGGAGUUUUCCGUGUUGAGCACCCACGAACAAGGAAGCCUGCCUACAUAAACGUGCUUUUCGAUACUGGAGCGGAUCGUUCCUUCAUAGCCACUGCCUUAGCAGAAGAAUUAGACCUUCCUAAAGGAGACUCCACUUCCAUGAAGCUGACAACUUUCGGAGCUAAGCAACCGAAGGAAAUUGAGUGCACUAAAACUGAGCUAAAGGUCUGGGACGCUAAAGGGAAACAACACAACUUGCAGCUCUACACCCACGAUAUCCUCACUGUGUGCCAAAGACAACGAAUUUUGGAAGAAGAAGACCUUAAGUUCAUAAAGAAAAGGCGCAUCAACUUAUGUAACAGCUCAAAUUCGAUAUCGGGUCCUGCUCAGGUAGUACUUGGCUGCGAUCAACUCUGGAGCUUCAUUGAUUUUGAAGCGCCACAGUUCACUUUGCCUUCCGGAUUACUCCUGAUCCCUACCCGUGUAGGAUACAUAGUUUCGGGAAAGCGUCUCACGAGAGAGAAGCUUCUUUCAACAGAAUCGUUGUCCGUGUGCAUGGCACACACACACGACGUCAUGGAUCCCUCCGAAUCUGAUUGGCUACAGAAGAACGAAUGGCUCAACACUCCACCGAACCGCCUCAACACUGGACCGUACGUUUCCAAUCGCGUUAAAGAAGUACACAGGAUUGCUCACGAGAUGGAAACUCAGCAAGUAAGGGUUCAGCUGGGUUAUGUCGAUACCAAACACAAUCCUGUAGACUGCGCCACCAGAGGAGUUACAUCCUCGGAAUUCAUCAACCACAUCUGGUGGAAAGGCUACUCACUUCGAGAAAUUCGGGAUGGAAAUUUUGUUUCCACUCUGUUCACGAUCCCGAACGAAGAUGGAGAAGACGAACCCACUGAUGGCGAUGCAAUGCUCGUUGAAAGUUCAGCAUCUCAGGAGCUGCAAGUCAGCGAAAUAAUGGAAACAUCUAAAUACAACAGCUACGCUAAGGUUCGAAGAGUGAUGGCUUACGCUAUGAGAUUUUUGAAGUGCAUUCACUACCGUUUACAUGGAAAUCUGAAGGAAAGGCUCAAAAGCAGUUUGCCAUGGAUUGAGAGUGCAAGUAGUACACAGUACCUCACUGCACAGGAGAUUGCAGAAGCGGAAACAGUCCUGAUACGGAAUCACCAACAAAUCCAUCUCAGAGGACAAUACCGGAAAGAGCUCACGUCGAACCUGAACCUCAAAACGGACGAGCAUCGUGACGACGACGACUCAUACCUCCCUCCUACGGAGAGAGCAAGGAUGCAAACCCGGAUAGAGGCUACUCGAGCACUGCAGUCAUCUCAAGCUUUGACAGAAAAGUACUGGGCAAUCUGGAAAGAUUCGUACCUCACCGCGCUCAGGGAAACUCAUCGCCGUCAAAUUGACCAAAAACACGGAUGUGUAAUGCUUCCUCGCACUGGAGAAUUAGUUCUGCUGACAGACCCUUGCAAGAAACGAUAUCAAUGGAAAAUGGCCAGGAUUUCGAAGCUCAUCUCCGGUAGCGAUGGAGCAGUGCGCGAAGCGGAAGUCGUUUGUGCGAAACGUGUCCUAAGGCGACCGGUAAACCAACUAAUUCCCCUAGAGAUAGAAGGGAACUACGCUAGCGAAAUAUCUCAAGAUGAGACACAAGGAAACAGAGAUACAACGUCGAGCACAAACAACAGGUACUACCUGCGGCCCAGACAUAAACAAAUUCGAGCAGUGCAGGAGCAAUCCAGCAGUGAUACAGCUAUGUGCUAUACAACAUCUUGCAACAAAAGGAGUUCUCGCGUAUGGCCAAUUGCUCUCUAUAUGAAAAUGGCGCUGGCGCUCCUUACCAUCACUGCAUCUUUCGCACAACCAACAUCGACAAUCACUGAGAGCGCGCUGGACACGUCAUAUGAGUAUCAGCUUGAAUGCAGAGCAAAUGGAGUAUAUCUUCAUGCCCCAAAGUCGUCGGAGUACGAGUUGUGCGUGAACGACCACUGUAUAAGAGAACGACUCCCACCAAUCAAGAAGUUGCACUCUCUACCAGCGGAAGAGGUACUCCUGGAUUUCGAAGCAAGAUGGAAGCUACGUUUCGGGAAUGAUAUCGUAACAAUCGAGAAGUUGUGCCCUGCGCAACAAUUUUGCUCCACGAUUGACUGCACAGUAUGUUCGACGAACAUACUGAAUCCAGAAUGCUGGCCUUCUUCCGCAAUACUGGGACUUGGCGUGAUCCUAUACCUACUUAUAGCUUUGUGCUAUACCAUCUUCUACGUACCAGUGACCAUUGGACGACCAGUACAGCUUCUUUUGAGAGGAUUCUACAGACUAGCCCACUUUGUCCUCUUCAUCAUCGGUGCAUGUUUGGGCAUAGUUUUGCGACGUCCCAAUCGCCGACGAUACAGAAACGCAAGCAGGAUCCUAGAAGCGCUCGCGAUCUUGUACCUCUGCUCUACAAACCAUGCUUGUCAAAUCGUAAAUAUCUUCUCUCACCACAUAAAAACCUGCACAACGUCUUCCGGAAGAACCACAUGUGCCGUGGAUAUGGCA
This is a messenger RNA of Ostertagia ostertagi, 3006 nucleotides long. The record is from the annotation of a GenBank genome assembly. NCBI's taxonomy places the organism in Eukaryota, Metazoa, Nematoda, Chromadorea, Rhabditida, Trichostrongylidae.